ACCGAACGCCCAGCCCUACUUGUGAGCUUAAAGUAGGUUUCAACCUAGUGAAGAAAGAAUGCUUCAGAAUUGUGCCAUAUAUUGGGUUUCAAAUAUAAAAUAGAGUCAAAUGUAGGAAUAGGCAUAGGAUAUUAGCAUCCAGUCAUAUGUUUUGUUUAUGCGGUGGACUAAGUUGCAUUGAUAGUUAGGAUCAAAAUGGAAGUUCUAUGAAAAUGCAUUUAACCACUGUGCUUCCAACCAACAAGUACUCUGGAUUAUUUAUGAGAGCUCCAGUAAUAUCAGACCCCGGGCAAAUGGGUGUGCAAGGGGAACAUUGUGCUUACACCUAUGAAGCAUGGGCACCAGAUUUAGGGCUGUGUAGUUGGACAAGGUUCAUGCAUCAGACACGCUCUGAACAUGUGUUCUUAUCUUUCUCUAUUUUGUGGACAACAAUUGGACACUUAUUAGGCCAAGUUAUGUUUUUAGAAGAAAAUCAGGGGCUUAAAGCAAGAAAAGAGAACUGAUGAAAAAACCUUGAAAUCCUAGAAUCUCUAUCUGAAGACUAAUUUGAACAAGUAGAGAACCUGCAUCACUCAUGAGGUUUCAGCUUCUGUUCACUGCUUGCUUCUUCAGUUCUCAGUUCUUCUAUUUUUCAGGGCUGAGAAAAUCUUCACUUGGCUGUGGUCUAGAACCCAUCGCAGAGUAACUCAUAGGGCAUUCUGUUGUAUCUUACCUGGUGGUUUAAUAUGACGACAAGCUUGGAAGAGCCAUCAAAGAAAACUUCACGUCCUCAAUUGGUUGUAUUGAACAGGGCAUUCAAAUUGGCUGAGCAAUGGGUUAACAGUAUGGGUGACUCUUCUGAUGAUGCUAAACCAACUGUGGUUGUUCUAGAGAGUCGACCGCCCAGGCUUGGAAUUGGUGCUGCAGUUCCACGUCAAUCACAAACAGUAUUCUCAAAUGACCCGGCUGAAAGAAGGCUACGUGCUAAAUUGGAUGCUGAGAAAAGAAGAAAAUUGAAGAACUCUGAAGCAUCAAUAAUAUCCGCCAAAGAUGGGAAAGUUGAUGAAGAAAGUGAUGAAGAUGAAUCGGAAAGCAAAACAAAAGCUUUUACCAAGAAGAGGCCUGCAGCUUUUCCCUCGACUCUGCAAGCAAAAAAGAAGAAGUGACUUCGCAUCAUCCAGCAAUGAAUACUUCGAGAUGUGCUGGAGUCAUACCAUUGUAUAAAAUUCUUUGCCGUCAUAUUCUUGUGGCCAUUUUGUAGGGUGCAGUUCGCUUUGUCAGUGAUGUUUAUUUCUCAACAAAAUGUUCUCCCCCAUCAUCCAGCCUGUGCCUUUGGUGACAAAUGCUUUUAGAAAACAUGUCAUUCUCUCAUUUUUGUUCUCAUUUUAUUGAAGUUAAUGGUAAAGGACAUCUAUCCUGUAACGAUGCUCAAACACAGUGAGGACACAACAUAUUUGGUACUUUGAAGUUUGUUCUGAUGAGCAUAUAACCAGGCAAAGAGUGAUGAUUAGUCUAGUUACUGCUUUAAUGUUGUUUCA
Solanum tuberosum (potato) is the source of this 1517-nucleotide messenger RNA. RefSeq lists its product as uncharacterized. Bases 726 to 1145 code for a protein of 139 amino acids. NCBI's taxonomy places the organism in Eukaryota, Viridiplantae, Streptophyta, Magnoliopsida, Solanales, Solanaceae. The transcript has 5 exons. The record is from RefSeq and is a predicted model, not a curated record.